Parasteatoda tepidariorum (common house spider) is the source of this 4533-nucleotide messenger RNA. RefSeq names its product protein GPR107. Gene Ontology annotation, cellular component: Golgi apparatus; membrane. NCBI's taxonomy places the organism in Eukaryota, Metazoa, Arthropoda, Arachnida, Araneae, Theridiidae. Gene Ontology annotation, biological process: transport. The record is from RefSeq and is a predicted model, not a curated record.
AUUUAUAAUCGAUAUCAUAGAUGAAGAAAGAAAGAUUUUUAAAAAACACAGGAUGAAAAUACCUCAACUUAUAGUAAUUAUUUUAGCUACAGAAUUUUGUUGAUGUUGACUACUUUGCAAUGCUUUGUUGACAGAAAGAUUGCUUCCUGCGAUUUAUUUUCAAGUUGUGUUAGUUUCACAUUUAAUCUGAGAUACUUAGACAUUAAUUUUAUGAUAAAUCGACAUGAAUUUAUCUAUAAAAAUCACAGUUCUUUUAACAAUACUUUUUAAAGUGUCUUAUGUGUCAUCUCGUAUUCACCUUUUAGUUUUAAAUAAUGAUGUUAGAAGUUACUUUAGAAUGUCCACUUUUGGUUACUUAAGUGGAGGAAAACUGGUUGUCCAAUUAAAUUAUUUACAGUUUCUUACAGGCUAUAAUCCAAAACUUGGACUGACUAUUACGAAAACAGUUAGCGACAGCAUUACUCCUUAUAUGGAGAAUCAGCAAAACAGAUGUUUUCUGGCUGAUGAUGCACUAACAACUGAUGGAAAUAUCCAGAUUGUAUCUUUUCUUUUAGAUUUAAAAAAUAAUGAAUUGUUGGUGAACUGUAGCAGCCUUUUGCCUUUUCUUGAUAUUAAAUCUGGUGAAGGAGAGAAUAUUACUUUCCCAGAUAAGUUCCCAAAACGUGUUCCUAGGGGCCAAAUAAGUGAAGUUCAAAAUAUGAUAAAGCAAAAACGUUCUGUUGAUGAAAACCCUAAAUUAGAUAAUGCUAAAGUGCAAGAGGUAAAUGAAAAACCAAAGGUAAAAUUAAUUGAAGAUAAGUCAAGUACCAAAGAAGAAACUGUUACCGAUGUACCUGUAAAUCGAGAUACCGUUCAGCAACCAGUAGAAGUCAACACUAAAAAAGAUGUUCUAACUGCUGAUGUUUUAAAUUCAAAAACCUGUAAUUCUUUCAAAAUACCAUUUAAAAGUAGUAUUGAUGGACAUAGAAGAACUAUAACAGAUCUGGAGUUUAUCAUCCACAUGAAAAAUGAACAAGCAGUUGGCCUCUACAGUGUAUAUUUUCACAAUUGUGCUGAGAAUGAAGAAUUUCCUAUGGCAGCUAAUCUUUCGAUUGGAAUAAUUGAACAUAAUGGAAAAAACUAUCUAUCUGCUGGAGAAAUACCUUUACCUAAUCUAUACUUUAUGAUGUCUUUCAUCUUCUUGGUAUCUGGUUUUGUGUGGAUUGCAGUCAUAAGGAAGAAAAAAGAAGAAGCUUUCAAGAUCCAUUACUUGAUGGGACUACUAGUCUUUUUGAAGUCGCUCUCUCUACUAUUUCACGGAAUUAACUAUAACAUUAUUGCUAAAGAUGGAACUCCAAUGGAAGCUUGGGCUGUGUUGUAUUAUAUAACUCAUUUACUUAAGGGAGCCCUAUUGUUUAUAACAAUUGUUCUAAUUGGUACAGGAUGGGCAUUUAUCAAACACAUUCUAAGUGACAAAGACAAGAAAAUAUUUAUGAUUGUUAUACCUCUUCAGGUUCUUGCAAAUGUGGCCAAAAUUAUAAUGGAAGAAAGUGAAGAAGGCCAAUCUCAACAUUACACUUGGAGAGAAAUUUUCAUCCUCGUGGACUUAAUAUGCUGUGGAGCUAUAUUAUUCCCUGUUGUUUGGUCUAUCAGGCAUCUUCAAGAAGCUUCUCAUACAGAUGGAAAAGCUGCAAUAAAUUUGGAAAAAUUGAAGCUUUUCCGACAUUUCUACGUAAUGAUUGUUUGUUACAUUUACUUUACAAGAAUUAUUGUAUAUCUCUUAAAGAUAACUGUUCCCUUCCAAUUUGAAUGGAUGGAUGAAGUAUUCCGUGAAGCAGCUACCUUCACCUUUUUUGUAGUCACUGGAGUUAAUUUUCAACCUACCACCACUAAUCCUUACUUUCGAUUAUCUCAAGAUGAUGAAAUAGACAUGGAUGAAGUGAUUACACAAACUGGACUAACUGAAAAUGUCUCCAAAACAGUUCGAUCUCGCGAAUUAGGAACAUUUGAAGAGAAUACAGCCACAAAACGUGAAAGUAGCCAUGAAUAUGAUUGAGAGCAGAAGGUAAACUAAAUUCCUGUUCCUUAGAGAUCUCUUCUGAAUAUAAAAAUAUUGUGCUAUUUAGAACUUAGUUUUCAUCUUUUUCUUCUUCAGUGAAAUUAAAAACAGACUGACUGUUUCAUUGUAAUAUAUGAUGCUUUGUAUAUAAAAGUAUGUAUUUACAAACCUCUGGCAGGUUUUAUUCCUUUUAUAAUAACUGUGCUGUGACUUAUCUUCUUUACGAGUGAAAUACAAUUUUCUUGUUAUUUUUAUAAUAAUGCAAUAGAACCUCAAUUAUACACAUUAUCAGGCCAGGGAGGACUUCUUAUAUAUGUUUUUAAAGUAUAUAAAAACUAAAUUAUGAGUAAAAUUAAUCAGAAUAAGAUGUAGCUAUAAUAAAGUUUUUUUUCUUCACCUAAAUAAUUAUAAAUUCAGUAGGGUCGUCAGAUAACCAAAGUGUCAUAUAAUCAAGCGUCGUAUAAUCAGGAUUCUACUAUUUUGUUAUUACAAAUAUAAAAUGUGUAAAAUAGGAUCCUGCAACUUUCUAUUUCUUUUUUUAUAAGAAUUGGCUUUUAAGGAAGGCACAAUACUAUCAGUUUUAAUCUUAAAUUACCUUAAAAAAUACAAUAAGUUAUCAGUAAUAUUUGCAAAUUAUAUGUAUAGUAUUUUGGAUUUAUAACGCAUUUAAAGAUCUACUUUAGACGCUUUCUUUAAAAUAUUAAAACUGGUUUUUAUUUUUCUUUAUUGUAUAUAUAUUUUACAUCUCUAAAUUAUUUUUGCUCAAAUCACAUUUUAGCCUAAGUAAAUCUUUUGACACAUCAAAUUAGCACCUCUACAUUCUGCAAUAUUUAUGUUAAAUUUUUUUAUACUAGUUAAGGUUUCUUCAAUGAGCUGAGCAGGGCAUCACAAGGUUGUUUCCUGUAUAGGUUAGGAACUUUAAAACAUUUCAUUCGUCUAGAAGAUAACUAUUUAUUUUGAAUAUUCUGAUUUGUAUAGUGAUACCCGUAUCAUUGAAUAUACAGGGUGUUCCAUUAUGACUGGCUUUGAUAUAUCUUUUUUGAGUACUUGUAAAAAAAAUUCAAAUUUAUGCACAUUUUAGUCACAAAUAAAUAUUUAAUAAACUAUUGAACUCAAUAAUAGCAAAAGAGGGAUUAAAAUUAGUUUAAGGGGAAAGCUUGAAAAUAGGAAUAAUGCAUUUCAAUUCCUCUAAAAAAUUAAUUGGUUAUUAAUAAUUUUAAUACUACCUUUAUUCUUCUAAACCUCAAUACUAAUUGAUGGAAAAAAAUUUCUCUUGCUUAAAUAUUAAUUUGGGACACUUAAUGUGCAUAGUUUUUACUUCAUUUUCAUAUGCAAGGUGAUUCCAAAACCAUGGGACCUCGGAAGGGAGGUAGAGCAUACCAUAAGGAUUAGGAGUAGCAUAGGAACCCAUGACUUGAAAUAUUGUACACCGCUAAGGGAUCUUCCCUAUUAUUAACUUUUUUUGUGCCUUUGAAGAAGUAGCUAAAUUAUCCCAAUUUCAUGUUAAUUUUAUGUCUUCUAUUAAUUAUUAUCUGAAGGCUCAAAAAUAGCCAUUUUAUCGUAAUUUAAUGAUUUGGGGAGCUUGUCUAGUUAGUGUUCAAAUCAUUAAAUUACAAAAAAACAGUCACUACUGAACCAAUUUGAAUUCAAUUUUUGACAAUAAUUAUUUGAAAACAAUAAAAUUUAGAUAAAUAAAAUUACCUGUUCAAAGACACAACGUACAAACAGUUAAUAAUGCUAUGACAUUUCUUGUUUAGAGUUUCUAUGUCAUUCUUAAUCCUUAUGUUGUGCUCUACUUACCCGCCAAGCCUUUUCCAGGAUUUUCAUAUCACCCUGUAUAUAAUAAGUGUGGUUAUUAUAGCACACCCUUUAUAUAAUUUUUAAUGCCUUUAUGACUGUGAUGAGUUCGAAUGAAAUUAUUCAUUCUAGCAUUAUUAAAGAAAUCAUUAUUGAAAUUACUUCUCUAAUAAUGCCUAUAACCCUCUUAAUUAAGUCUUGACUUUCCCCGGGAAGUUUCUGUACAAUUUUGUUCAAUGGCUAACGUUUGGAGGGUUAAUAUAUUACCAUUGCUUUGAUAGUCAGAAAAAAAUUUUCUCUUUACUUUGUAUGACUUUUAUUGUAAGAAAAAAUUGAAAAUUGUAUACUUUUGUUUAUGUACCCUCAUUCUAUUUAAAAAUUAAGUGGAAGAAUAGGAAUGUUACUGUUUUUAAAAAAAAAAUGAGUAUAAUUGAUGGAAAGAUAUUAGAAAAAAAAAGAGCUGAAAUUAUUAUAUUGCAUUGUGAUAAAAUGACUCAUUGUGUAAGUUUUAUACUUAUCUGCUAUCUUAAAAUGCAUUUGCUAUGAAGCUUGAAAACUUUUGUUCCUAAAAGAAGUUAGCUCAACUAAAUAUUGAUUAAAGUUAUGGAAUUUUUUUUUCUUUUCGUAUUAAAUAAAUUGUGUGUUUACUGAUGUACAAGUUGAACUAGUGAAUAAAUUGUGUAAAAUCAUUUAAAAAA